AUGUCGGAGGAGGAAUUCUACCUGUUCACCAACGGCUCGGCGCCGGGGCCGUGGGACGGGCCCCAGUACCACAUCGCGCCCCCCUGGGCCUUCUACCUGCAGACGGCCUUCAUGGGCUUCGUCUUCGCGGUGGGCACGCCGCUCAACACGGUGGUGCUGCUGGUCACCGUGCGCUACAAGAAGCUGCGGCAGCCGCUCAACUACAUCCUGGUCAACAUCUCCUUCAGCGGCUUCGUCUCCUGCAUCUUCAGCGUCUUCAUCGUCUUCGUGGCCAGCUCGCAGGGCUACUUCGUCUUCGGGAAGCACGUCUGCGCCCUCGAGGCCUUCGUGGGCACCACCGGAGGGCUGGUGACGGGCUGGUCCCUGGCCUUCCUGGCCUUCGAGCGCUACAUCGUCAUCUGCAAGCCCUUCGGCAACUUCCGCUUCAGCUCCAAGCACGCGCUGAUGGUGGUGGUGGCCACCUGGGCCAUCGGCAUCGGCGUCGGCUUGCCACCCUUCUUCGGGUGGAGCAGGUACCUGCCCGAGGGCCUGCAGUGCUCGUGCGGCCCCGACUGGUACACGGUGGGCACCAAGUACCGCAGCGAGUACUACACCUGGUUCCUCUUCAUCUUCUGCUUCGUCGUGCCCCUCUCCCUCAUCAUCUUCUCCUACUCACAGCUGCUGAGCGCCCUGCGGGCCGUGGCCGCGCAGCAGCAGGAGUCGGCCACGACGCAGAAGGCGGAGCGGGAGGUGUCGCGCAUGGUGGUGGUGAUGGUCGGCUCCUUCUGCCUCUGCUACGUGCCCUACGCCGCCCUCGCCAUGUACAUGGUGAACAACCGGGACCACGGCCUCGACCUGCGCCUGGUCACCAUCCCUGCCUUCUUCUCCAAGAGCGCCUGCGUCUACAACCCCAUCAUCUACUGCUUCAUGAACAAACAGUUCCGCGCCUGCAUCAUGGAGACGGUGUGCGGGAAGCCCAUGACGGACGACUCGGACAUCUCCAGCUCGGCGCAGAGGACCGAGGUGUCCUCGGUGUCCUCCAGCCAGGUCAGCCCCAGCUAG
Cygnus atratus (black swan) is the source of this 1041-nucleotide messenger RNA. It is a transcript of the gene OPN1SW, whose product is annotated as opsin 1, short wave sensitive. NCBI's taxonomy places the organism in Eukaryota, Metazoa, Chordata, Aves, Anseriformes, Anatidae. The transcript has 5 exons. Gene Ontology annotation, molecular function: G protein-coupled receptor activity. Gene Ontology annotation, cellular component: photoreceptor outer segment; membrane. The record is from RefSeq and is a predicted model, not a curated record. The coding region runs from base 1 to 1041 and encodes 346 amino acids. Gene Ontology annotation, biological process: G protein-coupled receptor signaling pathway; visual perception; phototransduction.